AUGCCCCACAUCCCCAGUCUCCCCACCUCUCCUGUCCUGAGGAGCCCAGCUUUGGAGUGGCUCUGGGCCCAGGUUGUCAUGGCGACCUGCUCUUAUCCCAACAAAGAGCCAGAACAAAUUGGAUGGAGUGACCUCACAUUUCCUAUGGGCGGAACAGAGCACCUGUGGUUGCUUGCGAGUUUAUGUCAGGUGGUCUUGCUCACCUGUGAACAGAAUUCAGUCCCUGUUGUGGUUGAGGUUGUGUUUCAGCCCUUCCCCUCUGGUCAAGAUCCAGAGGUCUACAAGGUCUCCUGCAGGACUCCAAGCAGCUAUACGGUGUUAGUGGAUCCCAUUGAUCACUCAGCAUGCUCCCCUGACUGCAAGUUGUUGUUGCAACUGGUUGAGGAUCCAGGAGGAUAUAACAUCACACUGAGAGCCAACAGAAAUGAAACCACACUGGAUGCAAAAACCUUUCACCUCAUUCCAGUCUCCCUCGCCUCCCUCCAUGUAUACACCACAACCACCACUGCCGUCCUCACCUGGAAACUUCAAAGCGGACAACACCUCUCAACACUCAGCCUGUUUAACACUCACACACAAUCCGUCACACACAUCCUCCACAUAAAUUCAUCAGAGACUCAGUCCCAGUACACAGUCAAAGGUCUUCAGUCCGGCACACGCUACAAAGCCACAGUUGUGGUGACCACAGCCCUCGCAAGCCUUCAUGUAACCUUGAUACAGAGUCUCACUAUUGGCAUGGAAACAGCUCACUGCCCAGCUGGCUGGUUAGCAAAUUGGAGGAGCUGCUACACUUUGAGAAGGAGAAGCUUGGCCUGGAGCAGUGCCCAGCAAAGUUGCAGAGACCUGGCAGCAGGAGGUCACCUGGCUGACCUGCACACCCCGGAAGAUCUCAUCUUUAUGGCUUCACACCUGCUCACCCAUAACAGCCUGCUGCUGCUCUGGACUGGACUCAAUGACCAAGAGGAGGAGGGUCAACCUCACUGGACUGAUGGCUCGGCCUACAACUUGACCAGCUCUGUGACAUCAUUGCUGCCAGCCAAUCAGACGGAUUGUUAUGCCUUUCAGAAGAACGCCACGGGACCAGGAUACUUUCUCACUCCGUUCUUCUGUAACAUCCCCUUACCCUUCAUCUGCCAGUACAAGAUCCCCCUCGUUCCUGCCUCAUUCUCCCUCGACCUGGUUCAGGUCACAGAGCAAGAAGUAGAGCUUCGCUGGAGUGACCUCUCACCCCUGAACUCACUUGACCACUCUCCUUCUCAGAUUUUCCUCCAGUACCAAGAGGAGGCAAGGGGAAAGCCAGGACCAAGAGAGGAGGAUAGAAGCAGGAAGAGAAAUAGGAAACUAAUAAGCGAGGGUGAAAAGGGGGCACAGAGGCACAGCAGUGUUCCUGUGUCCCUCUCAUCUAGAGGUGUGACUGUGGCAGGCCUGUCCCCUGGGAGUGUCUACUCUUUCAGCCUUAGAGCCUCUCACCUUUCUGGUUCCUCCUGGAGCCUUGGUCCAACUCGCACCGCCUAUACUAGACCUCUCCCUCCACAGAAUAUCACUGUUGGUCCUGUUACAGUCAAUCAUGUUAGUGUUCAAUGGAUGCUCCCAGACUCCCAGUAUUUCACUGGAUGGACUUUCGUUGUACGCUAUAUGGACAUGAUGUCAAGACAGGAGAGGAUAGUUGGGAUGGCCAACAUCUCCAGGUCACCUGGAACCGGUGGAUUUCAGUCAUACACCGCUGUGAUUGGAGGGCUGGAGCCUUACAGGAAGUACAAGGUUGGAGUUUUCACAAUCACACAGCAUGGGACUGAGAGCUGCGGACAGGCACCUCUGACCGUACAAACUGCGGUGAGUCCCCCUAGUGGUCUGGUGGUGUGGAGCGCUGGGGGAAACCUGACAGCCUGUUGGACCAGUCCAUCUGAUGACCCUCCAGAUGGUUAUUAUAUCACAUCCCACCCACUCAACCACCCCAGCACAACUGCAUUGUGGAUAAACCAGUCGAAUCCUAGUGCACUCUGGGUAAAUGGGUCUGUAUGUGUUGUUCUGGGCACAUUCACUCCAGGCCAGACCUAUGAAGUGGGAGUGGUGUCAUUGCAAGGACAAGACAAGAGCCAGGGGACCAGAAUCGUACACACCACAGAACCAUGGCCAGUGCAGGUCGCAAUCCCUCUUUCAGUGGGCACAGACUCUGCACAAGUGUAUGUCCAGCGUCCACAGCUUGGUCUGGUUGAUGGUGUGAGGGUGUGUGUGUGUCAAGGAGUGUGUAAUGAUGCGUGUGAUGGAGUGUGCGACUAUAGGUGUGACUGGCAUAGCCUCUAUCCCGGCACUCGCACAGUAACCGUUAGCAACCUGAGUCCAGGAUCAGAAUACCAACUGAGGGUGUAUAGCACCAGCCAAGAGCAGACGGGACCCCCGUACUACGCCCAGCCCUUCAGAACAAGCCUCGCCCCUCCCAGCAAUGUGAGGGAGGGUGUGGUGACGGACACUUCCACUGAGCUUCUCUGGGAUCCAGCUCAAGGACAGUCUGACAGCUACGAGGUCAUCUGCUUCAACUGUGACCAUUCACUCAUGGUGCAGAAAACGUUCAGUCAGAGUGCAGUGUUUUCUAAUCUGACACCAGGAAGACUCUAUCACUUCGCAGUACGAACAGAGAAGGAAUCCUUCGCAGACAGUCCCCCCGCCACUGUCAACAUCACUGCCGCUCCCAGCCCAGUGGAGGUGUUGAUCUUCAAUAAAACAACAUCCUCCAUAGCCAUCGGUUGGAGCAAGGUCAGGGGAAUUGUUAGUGGAUUCAUCCUGUUAAUGAAAAACAGAACCUCCAAUCAAAAGUUGAACCUCUCCGCACAGGAGUCAAGAUCUUACACUUUUGAAGGCCUCGCUCCUGGGAGCCAAUACACCAUUGAAAUGAUGAGCACCAGUGGAGAGAAGAGGAGUAAACCUACGACUAUUGUCCUUUAUACCAUUCCAGAGGCGCCACAGGAAGUUGUCCUUGUAGAGCAGGUUGUGACGUCUCUGUUUGUCAGCUGGCGGUCACCCCCGGGGCAGGUGGAGGGGUAUAAGCUGGUGUUUGGCCUGCUGUCGGCAGACAGGAGAUCAUGGCAUGAGGUGCUUGUCCAGGGUACAAGUUAUGAAAUCAAGGAUUUGAUUCCUGGGUCAGACUACGGUGUCAGCAUCUGCAGCGUACUCGGCUCAGACACCAGUCAAGCAGUCUACAGAGAGUUCAACACACGCCCAGCAGGAUUAUGUGUCCUCCGUCUGCUUAGCAUGAACUCUUCCUCUGCCACUGUGAGCUGGGACAAUGCUUUGGGUGAGUUCGACUUUCACAGAGUCACUGUGGCCAACGCAUCAGUCACACGCACACUCGCCAUCCCCAAGGAGGAGCGGGUUGCCGUGGUUACGGGUCUUGAGGACGGCUGCAGCUACAAUGUGAGCGCUGAGAGAGUGAGAGGAGAGUUGUCGGGGAGCGCUGCCUUUUUGACUGUAACCACAGUGCCAGCUCGUGUGCGGGGAGUGCGUGUAGUGAAUGUGUCUGCACGUGCAUUCUCACUACGUUGGGAGCGGUCAGCAGGGUGUGUGAACCAGUACCAAGUGAAACUGUGGCCCAACCAGGGAAAUGUCACAGUGCACUCCACACAUGAUGGAUACAUUCAGGCUGAUGUGGUCAGUGUGAGUCCAGGAACACAGUACAUGGUCACCGUCAGUGCAGCUGCCUCCUCCAAAAUGGGCCCCGCAGUCAGCCGCAUGGUUGACAACAAUGAGGGUGUUGGUCCACCUACAGGCCUAGAAGGAGAGAGCGUGGGCUCUAAUGGCAUCCUUCUCUCCUGGAUGAUGCCAGAUACUUCUUGGAAGAUUCUGGGAUAUGUCAUAAGGUACAAGGAGGUGUGUCCUUACCCAGAUUCCCACUUCACAUUUGUGACCAAUCUGGAUGCACCAGAGACCCUGCUAAAUACCCUCACCCCAGGCUCUACAUACAGCAUUCAGGUAGCAGCUGAAACUGAAGGUGGUGUUGGAGAAUACAGCAAAUCUCUAUACAUCAAGACCGCUGAAGCCUCUCCUGGCCUGGUGACAAACCUGACAGCGUUUGCUCAGAACCACUCCUUCGUUGUGGUCACCUGGUUCCUGCCGCAUCGCAUCAACGGCCUCAUCACCAAGUUUGCGGUCAAAGUUAAACAUGCUCGCACGGGCCAGUCGGUCCGUAUGCUGGAGCUCAAAGCUGAGGACAUCAUGAAUGGAGUGCUACCUCACUGCAAUGACGCUGCCGACAUCCUGUCUCGGGGGACUCCCAGUCCCUCAGAUGUAACAGCAUCUUCUCCCCCCAUCACCCUCUCGGCUGUGCCCCCCGCAGCGUCUUGGACUGUGCCUAUAUCAGUAGGAGUUGAUCAGCUGCGGCCUUACACAGCCUACGUCUUCGAAGUGUCUGCCUUCACCUCCGAUGGAGAGGGCCAGAUAGCAUCAACUAUGGUCCGCAUGCCAGAGUCAGCCCCCGAGGAUCCUCCUCAAAACUUAUCUAUAGGGAAUGUGACAUCUAAGUCAAUCUCCAUGUCCUGGGAUCCUCCCACCAUCACGACAGGAAGAUUCACUUAUGUUAUCUAUCUCUACGGACCUACAGGAUACAUCUAUGAGAACAACACGGCAGACACACGGUUUGUCAUUACUGGUUUGAGCCCAUACACGAUGUACACAGUGGCAGUCCGAGCCAAAUCUGCAGGAGAAGUGGGUCCAGAGGUGACCGCUCGUGUACUCACAUCCGCUGAAGCACCCAGUGCAGUACAAGACUUGAGGGCAGUAGCUGAGGACUCAGUUUCUAUCCGUGUUAGCUGGAGAAUCCCUGCUGAGCCCAAUGGUCCAAUCACUCAAUACAGACUGCAGGUCCUGUUUGGCGAUACCCUCCAGCAGGAUAUUACCAUCAUGGGAGAACAGAGUCUGAAUGAGGCGGGUUUGAUCGAAGACGGUACGUUUGCUCCUGAUCAUGACAGCUCACAGCGGCGUAAAAGAUCAGCUGAGCUCAGCCUCACCACCUCCCCGCCAACCUUCACUGCCACCGUUUCUGAUCGCACACAGCUCACCAGUAUGGCUGCUUCCCGCCUCACAAACUCUGACCCCACCGCCUCUGAAUACAACACUGGCACUCAACUUGACCCAGACUAUAAUUCUGCUGUUGACUCUGUAACGUCAGUCACUGAGAAUCCCAGCGGCACUAGAAUCAGUAAAGCCUCUGCGCAGACUGCAGACACUGACCCUGCAGCUUCAGUGACCACUGCUCUCUCUUUGACCUCUGUGUUACCUGCCACACUCCCACCCUGGCUAAAAAACCAAUCACAGAUCAGGGAUAUCACCUCUGACCCCUCCUCCUUGACCCUCACCCCCGGCCAGCCCCGCAUGUCUACCCGCGAUGCUGCAGUUACUGGCUACUUCUCGACUGUUUCUGGUACACCAAGAGGUGUGAUGGUGAAAAAGGUGGUGGAGGAUCUUUCUGAGCAGUUAUCUUACCUGGUGUCAGAUCUGAAUCCCUUCACAGAGUACAUCUUCAAGGUCACUGCUUCCACCCCUGUGGGAGAAGGCCCUGCCUCAUACAUCACUGAGAAGACCAGUGAACAGGUCCCUAGCUCGGUGCUGGAUGUAUCCUAUCAGAACAUUAGCUCAACUUCGAUACUGGUGAGCUGGACCCCACCCCUUCACCCCAAUGGACGGAUCACACAUUACACUGUCUAUGGUCUCAACCUCCAUAACAAUAAGGCCCUGCACUGGGCUACUGAAAACACCACCAUAUUGCUGUCAGGUUUGGACAAGUAUACUGGUUAUAAGCUGCGCGUGGCUGCAUCAACAGCUGUAGGGGAGAGCUCUCUGUCUGACGAGGAUGACAUCUUUGUUUACACCUUGGAGGACGAGCCUGACUCCCCACCUGAGAACCUCACUGUGGUAGAAAGCACCCCGUCCACGGUCACAGUGACAUGGUCUCCACCAAAGAAAGCCAAUGGGGUGAUCCAACAGUAUGAGGUCUUCUAUGGGAACGACUCCUUUUCUGCUGAGAUGAAGACUUCUUCCCCGAGAGCCACCCUAACCAACCUGAGGCCCUUCUCCUUUUACAACUUGUCUGUCAGAGCGUACACACGUUAUGGGCAUGGCAACCAAUCGUCAGAGAUUUUACGAGUGUUAUCUGGAGAGGAUGUCCCUGGUAGUCCUCCGUACGGUCUCUCCUAUGAGUCGCUCAGUCCCAGCGAGGUGAAUGUGACAUGGCAGCCCCCAUUGGUGCCUAACGGGGUCAUUACCCACUACAGCCUGGACCUCUGGAACUCCACUCACUACCUCAACCUCACCUCCCUAACUAACUUCAUCAGCAUCAAGCCUCUGAGGACGUAUGCCAACUACCACGUCAAGGUGCAGGCACACACACGUGUCGGGCCAGGCAACUACAGCAGCGAAGUACUCAACGUCACCACACUGGAGGAUGCCCCAGACACACCCUCUCAGUUCCUCCAUGCCAGGAAGUUGUCAGACAAUGACAUAAAGUUGUCGUGGAGUCAUCUGCCUGAAGCCAUUUCAGACAAAUACUACUACAUUAUCACAAUUUGGAAUGAGACGACUAAAUUGUGGUGGAAUGUGACUGAGACAUCAGCGGUAAUCAGAGUUGACCCACAGAGUCACUACAACGCCACUGUGUUCUCCUCCACCAAACUGGAAGAUGGAGGAGCCAUGACAUUUGUCGGUUUUACUACCAUUGAUCCAGAGCCAUCUGGCCCUCCGCAGAAUGUGUCUUUUGCAAAUGUGACCUCCUCCUCUGUUACUUUGCUGUGGCAUCCACCCAGUGAACCCAAUGGAGUCAUUGAGCACUACACCAUUUACUACUCUGACAAUACUACUGUCGCUGAGCAGAGACUACCAGUUUCAACUUUACCUGCCCCUGCCUCUCCUGACUCGCCCUUCUCCUACACUCUGACUGGGCUGACUGGGGGCACCAACUACACCAUAUGGAUGACCUCCAGCACUUCACAGGGGGAUGGAGGGGUCAGGAGCGAGCCCCAAACCCUGAUUACGCUUGACAAUGUGCCCGGUGGCCCAGUCCGCAACCUAAGCUUUCAAAUGUACGGCUCUACAGCCAUCGUAGUCAGCUGGAAACCUCCCCUGGAGCCAAAUGGUCAACUCUACUACCUACUCACCCUGCAGGAGGCGGGCAUCCCUCCUAGCCCACCUGGGCUCAGCUCAAGGCCUCCAGCUGUCAACAAGACCAUUGAAACGACCACAACUGAAAACGUCUACCUCUUUGUCAAACUCAGGACGUAUUUCCCUUACGUGGUCACUGUGACCCCAGCAACCGGUGCUGGCCCCGCCUACAACCAUACAAGCACAUUGCAUCUAAGAACAGAUGAAGGCAUCCCUAGUGCUCCGGUGCUGGUGUCCACCAGGAACGUGUCAUCCACCUCUAUCGCUGUGGUGUGGCAGCCCCCCCUGGAGGCCAACGGGGAGAUAACAGAGUACACCCUCACGCUGUUUGGCCCGGAAGAUUCCAACACCACCCGUUCUCUUAACACCUCGUUCAUAUUCACUAACCUACUUCCAUACACCCCUUACAAUCUCACCAUCACCGCUGCAACACGUAAAGGCUCAGGGCCUGCCCUCCUGCUGCUGCUACACACUGAUGAAGCAGGUCCCAUGUCUCCUCCCCGUAACUUGACUAUUUAUAACCAUACGGCCUUCUCUGUGUGGCUUAGCUGGGAACCCUCUCUAGAGCCCAGUGGAGUGGUGACACACUAUGGCUUUAGGAUCCGAGAGCUCAUCAGAGGCACCGUUUCACACCAGAAUUCCUCUGGUCCAUCAACCACUGCACAUCUAUCAGGCUUCAGGCCCAGUAGUGACUAUGAGAUCAGUGUUUGCAGUUACACCAGAGCCGGCCAUGGGGACCAAUUCAGCCGCCCUGUUACCUUCACAACCAACGAGUCAGUGGCCGAUGCAGUGGGGAACCUAUCUUGCACAGGGGUGAGCUGGGAUUCAAUUCAGCUGUUGUGGGACCUUCCGGCCAACCCCAAUGGACAAAUAAAUUAUUAUCAAAUUGUAGUGGGAUCAGACUCUCAAAACUACACACACCAGGCUUACACACCAGAAUACACAGUGACUGGGCUUUCACCGAGCCAGGAGUACACAAUGACUGUGACUGCGGUCAACUCUGCAGGACCAGGAGAUCAAAUAAAUUGCACUGCUUCCACUCAUCCUGAAUCAGUCCCAGGUGCCCCUCGCCUCCUGACCAUAUCUCAGGUCACACCCGACAGUGUGACACUCAACUGGGCUCCACCACUCUCCACUCCAGGCUUGCUGAAAGAGUACCACAUCACUGCACAAAUGCUGUCGACUACAUGUGAAGCAGAUAUCCCAAACGCUGCAGAGCCUGCCCCAGAGCAGGAACUGCACUCUGACUGUGUUGACGCUGAUGUGAUGGUGUCAGUGAAUGGUUCUGAUGGCUCUGACGGGAACCACAACUUCACACUCCAGCCCCUGACUAAAUACAGAUAUUACCGCUUCAGACUGGCAGCUCUGACCAACGCUGGAGUAGGGGAAUACACAUCCUGGAUCUAUAUACGCACCCUGGCUGGGAAUCCUGAUGCCCCUCCCCAUAGCUUACACAUCAUCCCCACCUCCAACAGCCUGCGUAUCCAAUGGGAGGCGCCUGCUGUUCUCUCUGGACCCACCUCCUAUCUUGUGCAUCUGGAUGAUGCAGCUUUGAACCACUCUGUGGUCCGCGCUCCAGGGGAGUUGAAGGAUGUCAUUGUGACCAACCUGACCGCCUUCACCACUUACUCUGUGAUGGUCACGGCCUUCACUGGGCCACUUGAGAAUGCUACUAGGGAUGGGAAGGCCAGUAACAUCACCCUCAUCCAAACCCUUGAGGAGAAGCCCAGAGACCCACCCAAGAACGUUACCCUGGAAAUUAUUCCAGAGGAGGUCACCCAUGUGCUUAUGAAAUUCACCCCCCCAGAGGAACCCAAUGGAAACAUCAGUUCCUACCUGGUGCAGAUUUACCACCAGGGUCAGCUGGUCAUGACCAUCAGUCACCUUAACAUCACCAAAAAACAGAAUAACACGCUGACCGCUGUCAUAAAUGGCCUGAAGGGAGGGCAAAACUACAGCAUACGGAUUGCAGCAGUGAACGGGGCUGGCAAAAGCCCCCCCAGCCCAGAAGUCCAAAUAACAACAGGGAUUAAAGCCCCAGCCAAGCCAACCCAAAGACCCCAGGCAGUGAUUGGCCAUGGAGGAGUUGCCGUGGUAACUCAUAGGAGCAUCACCAUCCGCAUGCCUGUCUGUUUCUAUAGCGACCACAAUGGACCAAUCAGAAACAUUCAGGUCAUCGUGGCCGAGUCAGGGGUAAAGGAUGGAAAGAACCUGACUAAUUGGAAGAAUGCAUUUUUCCAUCAUCCCGCUCCUUACCUGACAGAUGAGGGGUUCCCCAACCCAAACUGUCCAAAGGACAGAGAAAUGCGCCUCAGAAAUGGACGUAGUGUGCCUGAUGGCCUUUCACUUGUGAGGCGCAAUGAGGCAAAGGCAGAAAAGGCAGAAACAUAUGUGAUUGGAGCGAAUGAUGAUUGUAUGGAGCAAAAUAACACUCGACACCUCUGCAACGGACCUCUGAAAGCUAAUACUGUCUAUGUGUUUAAGUUCAGAGCCACCAACAUACUGGGCCAAUACACAGACUCAGAGUACUCUGAGCAUGUCAAAACUGCAGCGGAAGGGGUGUUGACCAGAGACGAGCAGAUCAUUCUGGGAGUUCUCCUCUCCUUCUUCUUGGCAGUGUUGCUCAUCAUCAUCAUCUGUGCCUCAGUCAAGAUCCAUCAACGUAAGACCGAGGGCGGGACCUACUCGCCCAGAGAAGCAGAGAUCAUAGAGACCAAAUAUAAACUGGACCAGUUGAUCAAUGUGGCUGACCUGGAGCUGAAAGAAGAGAAGCUCAACCGGUAUUCUUCCUUCUUCUUUAGGCGGAAAGAAAUAUAUGUCAUCCAGCUUCUCAGCUACAGAAAAUCACUCAAGCCUGUCAAUAAGAAGUCUUUUCUGCAGCAUGUGGAGGAUCUGUGUGCCAAUGAAAAUGCCCAGUUCCAUGAAGAGUUUGCUGACCUCCCCAAGCUGCUACACGACCUGUCCACCUCAGACGCUGACCUACCCUGGAACCAAUCCAAGAACCGCUUCACCAACAUCAAACCUUAUAAUAACAACCGAGUGAAGCUGCUGUCUGAACCAGGCAUGCCAGGCUCUGACUACAUCAAUGCCAGCUUCAUCUCAGGCUACCUGUGUCCCAAUGAGUUCAUAGCCACCCAGGGUCCUCUCCCUGGCACAGUGGCUGACUUUUGGAGGAUGAUCUGGGAGACAGGAACCCGCACCAUCGCCAUGCUCACACAGUGUUAUGAGAAAGGCAGGAUCCGGUGUCACCAGUACUGGCCAGAGGACAACAAGCCAGUGACAGUGUUUGGUGACAUCAUCAUUACCAAACUGACAGAGGACUGCUAUCCUGACUGGACUGUCAGGGCUUUGAAAGUAGAACGGCAUGGCGACUACAUGGUGGUUCACCAUUUCAACUACACAUCCUGGCCUGAGCAUGGAGUCCCACAGUCCAGUAGCACUCUCAUCCAGUUUGUCAAAGCCAUCAGGGCCAACAGGAAUGAAAACACCACUAUAGUGGUACACUGCAGUGCUGGUGUGGGCAGGACAGGUGUGUUUAUCGCCCUUGACCACCUCAUUCAACAUGUGAGUGAUCACGACUUUGUGGAUAUUUACGGCCUGGUGGCUGAGCUGCGCAGCGAGAGGAUGUGUAUGGUACAGAAUCUGGCCCAGUACAUGUUCCUGCACCAAAGUACCUUGGAGCUGCUGAGCUGCAAAGGCAACAGCCAGUCCAUCUGGUUUGUAAACUACUCUGCUCUGGACAAGAUGGACUCACUGGAUGCCAUGGAAGGUGAUGUUGAGCUUGAAUGGGAAGAGACCACUAUGUAACUAGGCAACUGACUGAUACCAAUGCCUGAGGAGGAGCACUUGUGAUUUGCCGGGUCAUGGCACCACAUCCCGAGCACGGACCCUGGGAAGGACCUCCUCUACCAUGCAAGGCGUAGAGGGAGAGAAAAACGGAGAAACAGGAAAUGAACAGAGCAGUCUGAAUUGAACUGGAAGUCAGUCUCUCUUUGUCAACUGGAGCCCAAACUGAACCAGUGUGCUUCACUUCAACUCUCUGAACAGUCCUCCCUUACAGCACCUCUGUCCACAUUUUUGAAAAGACAGGGAGAGAGAGAGAGAGAGAAAAAAAUGGGGCAGAGGGACAAAGCAUUUCAGAAACACAGGGGAGAACGUCAGAGUGAAAGAGAAAUGAAGUGAGAGCUCUGUCACAUCGAGAGCCUACAGGUAUCUCACACGGACAAUUUCAGUGUGUUUUAUGUGUAACUUAGUUACAACAGUCUGUUUUUGUAAGAUCAUGAUGUAUUCAGCCAAAUGGU
This is a messenger RNA of Myripristis murdjan (pinecone soldierfish), 11447 nucleotides long. RefSeq names its product protein tyrosine phosphatase receptor type Q (gene ptprq). Bases 1 to 10953 code for a protein of 3650 amino acids. The record is from RefSeq and is a predicted model, not a curated record. Gene Ontology annotation, biological process: protein dephosphorylation. The transcript has 64 exons. Lineage: Eukaryota; Metazoa; Chordata; Actinopteri; Holocentriformes; Holocentridae. Gene Ontology annotation, molecular function: protein tyrosine phosphatase activity; protein binding.